AUCGAUCCCCGCGCCACCUCGACGCGCCAUGAACGCCAUCGUCGCCCUCCCGACCCUCACCGUCGCCCCCCGCGCGCGUCUCGCGCGCGAGGGCUCCGUCGCGAAGCCCGCCGCCCGCGCGGCCCCCGUCGCGGUCGCCGCGCAGAAGCAGGAGUCUUCCUCCGUCGCCGUCGCGUCCGAGUCCCGCGCGGUCAACCUCGCCGCGCUCUCCGCGGCGACCGCCCUCGCCCUCGCGUCCCCCGCGCACGCGGGCGACCUCUUCAGCGCGGAGUACUCCGGCCUCCUCGGCGGGUUCUCGCUCGGCAUCGGCCUCGGCGUCGGCGCCAUCUCCGCGCUGCUCCUUCCGAUCAUCUGCGGCACGCUGAACCCGGUCCAGAUGGCGAUCAACCUCGGCGUCGUCGAGGGCGAGGUCUCGAACCUGCGGAAGUUCAAGAACAACGGCGAGCCGAUGGAGCACGGGACGAAGUUUGGACACAAGUGGUACAACACGGACGCGUACUGCAACGGGAAGUACAUCGACUUCGCGGGGACGAAGAAGACGAUGUCGGCGAUGGAGAAGUCGAAGUGAGCGCGCGGCGUGUGGUAACCGUUUAUGUGUGUGCGUCACGUGACGUCGCGUGAAGGAAGGAAGGAAGGAGGGGAGGAAGGAAGCGGCGAGCGAGCGAUGUGACGAAUGUACGAGAGAGAAGCCGUCUCGUCCUC
Messenger RNA from Micromonas pusilla CCMP1545, 702 nucleotides. RefSeq lists its product as uncharacterized. NCBI's taxonomy places the organism in Eukaryota, Viridiplantae, Chlorophyta, Mamiellophyceae, Mamiellales, Mamiellaceae. The annotation marks the transcript as partial. The transcript has 3 exons. The record is from RefSeq and is a predicted model, not a curated record.